This is a messenger RNA of Medioppia subpectinata, 731 nucleotides long. Lineage: Eukaryota; Metazoa; Arthropoda; Arachnida; Sarcoptiformes; Oppiidae. The record is from the annotation of a GenBank genome assembly.
GCUUUCAACACUAGUUUUGGCACAUUUUUCACAUCAAUUCAUAUCAAUACAAAAUAAACACAUUUUUAUCAUUCAUUUGAUCCGCAAAUCACUUCUUGUAUUGAGUGAUCAUCGGAUCCAAGGCAUAGAGCCGUGACAUGCAGUUAACUCGAGUCAACUACUGGAACAAAUGGAUGCGAAACGGCCGAAGACCCGCCCGACCCGUCACUAGAUUCAAAGGCGACAAACCCAUGGUCUUGAGGAAUGAGGUGACCUCCGGGACCAAAGUGGCAUCAGAUGUGGUCUGUAUUCCUCAGAUGAUGGAUAUGUUGACGUGUUUUAAGGAGAAUGAAUUCGACCAAAACAAGUGCAGUCCACAGAUCAACGCCUUUCAGUCCUGUUAUGAUAAAUAUGUGGUGGACAGGAAUGCGAAGACUGCGAACACGGAUGACAUUAAACUAGAACCGGGACAGAAGAGACUGUCCAAAGACCAGAUGAAUGUCUUAUUGAAACGAUGGCCGCAACCGAGUUAAUGACGGCCGUCGGCAUCGCUCGCAGUCAUCACCGGUUGCCCCGUUUUAUAGUCGUUCGUCGGGUUUCAUAGCAUUUAUAUUUCCUAUUAUGCUAUUAUGCAUUUGGAUUGCAUUGCAAUUGAAAAACAAAAUGAAUUCAAUUAUAAUUGAUUAUAGAUUUAAACGCUUUUUAUUAUUGUUUUUUGAUUAUCAUUCAGAGAGUCGUCUAUAGAAAUGUUU